Molecule: messenger RNA, 4085 nt
Organism: Lineus longissimus
Lineage: Eukaryota; Metazoa; Nemertea; Pilidiophora; Heteronemertea; Lineidae
Product: thyrotropin-releasing hormone receptor-like
Exons: 2
Coding region: 486-1592 (368 amino acids)
Biological process (GO): G protein-coupled receptor signaling pathway
Cellular component (GO): membrane
Molecular function (GO): thyrotropin-releasing hormone receptor activity
Source: RefSeq, a predicted model, not a curated record
UGAUCAACAUAUGCUAAUGGCCCAGCUGAUUUAUAGCAAUCCUUGUGCAGUGGCGUGAUCGAGCUACAGCUGAUGUCGAAACCGGCACGGUAUUUUCCAAUGGAAAUCUGGCGAUGGACACACAAAACCUGACACUGUGAUACCUAAAAUUGGCCAUUUGGACACCAGAAUCUCGUACGGAACGCUUGUGCUGGAGUCAUUGGUGCAUUUAGGAGGAUUUAACAGAAACUGUUGGAUUUAUGAUUUCGGGCACCGUCGUUGACCUCGUCAGACCAACUGAUCAUUUUCUUCAUCGAUAGGGCAGGAAAGCAGGACUUGGUGCCUCUGCUGGUUGUACGUGACAUAAACUCAUAUUAUUUUCGUAUCCUGUCAAAUCAUUUUCGCUGAAGACCUGGGCAUACGUGUUGACAUUUCGUGACCGCAUUAAUCUCUUUGUUCGUGGAAUCUCAUUGUGAAUGCAAGCGCUGCAAAACAGCUGAUCCAAAAUGGAGGUAAUAGAUGGCUAUCAGGAUCCAAGCCAAAACUGGGAGGGUUCAGACUUCGUUCUGGACUUGAAUAUCUCUCGGAUAGCAAUGUACGACGACAUCAUCAUCCCUUUUAACAUCACAGAGCCCCUGUACUGGUCGCAUUCGUACAAAGCUGUCGGAUUCUCCUUUGGAUUACUUGUCUUUCUCAUCGGGUUCAUCGGCAACAUCGGAGUGAUAGCAACCCUCUGGAAGUCCCCUAGUCUCUUCGUCCAGAACGGUGCAAGUGCCACAUACCGGUUUAUAUUCUGUCUCGCGGUUGCAGACCUUUCCGUGCUCCUGACCUCCGCCCUUCCCCACCUCAUUGAACUCUUUCUCAUCCUGAACCAGUGGGUCUACGGUCGUGCUGGUUGCUCCGUCCUAGUCUUCAUGCAGUAUCUCUCCGAAGACGUAGGCGGACUUGCCCUUCUCUGCAUCGCAUUCGAGCGCUACCGCAGCAUAACUAAGCCAGACGCCUCAACGUUCACCAUCAAACGCACGAACAUUACCAUUCUUUCCAUAUGGUUAGUCGUGAUCACAUUCUGCAGCCCGUGGCUGGUUCUGACAAAGACUGUCGCCGAGACGUAUUUCGGAUCUGACGGACAUCAUGUCCUCGUGGAGGAGUGUACCUUUAAACUUUCAGCGGAGUCGUUUGCAGGUUAUUACGUAACUGACACUAUCCUAUUCUAUCUAGUGCCCGUCGUGGCUUCGGCGACCAUGUAUACCAUGAUUGGCCUCAAGGUGACGCAGGGUCGAGUCGCCAUCGAUAGACAGAAAGAGGACUACAGAAAGCAGGCAAGUGUUUUCGUCAUGCUGACCAUGGCCACGCUCCUGUUCGGGCUGCUGAUGAUGCCAUACCGGUGCCUCAUCCUCUACAACCUCCUCAUGCCCAGCAAGUUCUAUAACAUGUGGUUCUUCCUGUUCGCUCGCCAAGCGGUCUACACCUCCAGCGCCCUCAAACCCUUGGUCUACAUCGCCUGCUCCUAUCAAUUCAGAAAGGCUUUCAAGAAUGUCGUCUGCUGUAGGAACAGACAAGAGGACAAUUUGCACCUUGAGUUGCAAGCAACUGCUCAUGCUACCAUGCUUUAAAGUACAAAAAGGAAACGAAAGACGUACAUCAUCUUUAAAACCGCACUCUAUUGAAUUCCACCAAAUCCCAUUGCGACUGAGAAGUGUCAUUGCUGAAUAAAGACUGGUUGGCCUAUAACUAUAUCAGCAGUAUGCUGCUGUUUCUGUUCGCUAACUCGGCGGUCAUAAGCAAUCGUCUUGACAUGAGCAAUAAGACUGGACGUGAAUGGAAAAAUACGAGAUUAUGAUCAUGAGAUGAUAUGGAGAGAGCUUGUAAUAGUCACAGGUUUAAUGAUCAUAUACGUUAAUGAUAUGAUUUUUCUCGUUUCGAUAGUGUGAGGCUUUAAGUGAUGUCUUGUGAUUCCCAGAGAGAGAUCUGUUGCGCCCGCGGGGUGUAGACCCGGUGUAAACCAGCAUUCAAUGACAGAGAAUAGGAGACUCUUGAAGUAGAAUUUGAGUUUCGUUGCUCCGAAUCUUUGUACAUAAUUCUAUACAGAUGUAUGCUUUUAACAUUGUCAUUUUUGUCACAUAUCAUAACGACGCAAUAUUUUGCCGAAGGAAAAUUUAUGAGAAAAAAUAUAUUUGUUUUUUGAAGUUGCGAUUUGGUUUGGAAGUUGUUUUGUCAGUAACCCAGAAAACCUUCCCCUUUUAUAUUGUAAAAUAGUUCAGAAGAGAAUAGUCAGAAGGUUCGGCUGAGCUCCUCCUGGGGAAUUUCCGAAUUCCGCACAAUAUUGUAAAUACGUAAUGCGAUUGGUAAUUAAAGUUAUUAUACCCUGCCUGUGUUUUAGUAUUACCCAUUGUAUAUCCUCGAGUAAAAAGCCUGGCCUGCUGAAAAAAUUUCUAAGUCCAAAUAUUUUUUUCCCUUAUUUUUUUUUCUCCUCAAAAUGAAGAAACAUCAUCAGUCCCAAAAAUUCUUUCAACAUGAUGACAAAAAUCAACUCUGAAAGAUGAACAAAUCUCUAAAUCCAAAUAUUUUUUUCACUUGUUUUUUUUUUCUGCUCAAAAUGAAGAAACAACAUCAGCCCCAAAAAAUUUUCGGCUUUGAAAAUUUUUGAGAAUUUUGAACUUCUGAAAAAGUUCAACAAUUUUAGCAGGGAAAACCUAAUCAUGCAUUUUGUCCCCGGAUUUUCAACUUCACUAACGCGACCACCCCGGUAACGCGAGCAUUCAACCGCAAAAAAGUUCUGAGACUUGUAUUCUAAUUAAUUUCAAAAUUGUGAUAUUUAGAACAAUUUAGAUUGCGUUAGUUUCUUAGAAAAUAAUACAUGUAAUAGUAUUUUUACGUCAUUCCCAUCACGAGUGUGUGUGUAAAAGAAUUGUAUGAAAGGGUGUCCUACUUUAUAAGCGGAGAGAGAAAUUUUCGGAACGGUAAUCUGGGGUUUCAACCCUAACAUCCUUACAUCAGAACAUGUUUUAUGGUCUGUAGAGUGGUUUCACAUGACGUCAUCACCUGCCAUGCUGGAGGGACAGACAAAAGAAAGCAAGCCCAAAUGACCAUGACAGCAUUUGUUUAGUCAAGCACAACAAAUCAUUGUUCUGCCCUCAAACAUGGCUGACAGUGAAAACACUCUAUAGUUUGCCUUGUUAGAAUAGUAGAAUGAGCGUUUUUUAUAAUGAUUGUUUGCGAAUAUCAUCCUCCAUUUUUUCACGAUGCGCAUGGUUGGUGUUUUUUCAGUGAUGUUAACAGGUGAGAAGAUAAGUGUAUGCAGCCCAAUAAGAUGCAACCCCAUGUCGUAACAAAUUAUAGUCCUACUCGUUUUGGUUUAAAAAUUUGAGAAUUAAACUUAUCUUAAAGAUGUCCAAUUGUGUAAAUAGGUACUAAAUAUAAAUUCCAACAAUGCCGUGGUGCUGACUGUCUAGAGAUAGUACGAAUGCCAAGUUUCAGCGAAUUUGGGUGCGAAAUAACUACUCUACGGCAAGGUUUUUUCUAUUAACCUGAGCCGCAAGAAAAUGCAACUGUUGAACAAGAUGAUCUAUAAAUUUCAUCUGAAACUUCAAGCUUCAAGUAUCUACAAAUACUUACUUUGCCAGAAUCGGACAGAGUCUGACCAAGAACAAACCGAUUGAAGCCAAAUUUUGACAAUUCAUUCAGCCAUUUUUGGUUUUUUUGCGUGUAGUGCUAUUUUGGCGUUUAUAUAUUCUGUAAUUUCAUGUCCAAUUUUUUAUCAAAUUCUGGGUUCCACUCUCUUCUCACCUGCUGACAACAUUGACAUCAACUGUGGCAUCAAACAAAAAUUAGGAACGUGGGCAUUAUUUCAAGCCUCAGGUAACGGUCAGCCUCUCCCAUUGGACAGACUAAAUAGGUCGCCAUGGUGAUGUGAUCGAUUUUGGGCAUUGUCGUAAAAUACGAGUUGUUUUUCAUGUUAUAUGUUAUAUCACUCAUUAGGACAGAGUCUCAGCUGGUUAAAAAAUGUAUAUUGUGGCCAAAAAGUUAUUUCAUUGACGAAUCUCCUUAUACCCACAUUCGUGUCUACUCUGCCCAAACAGCAACCCAAACCACUGAUUUUUUUGUUU